ACCACAUUUCCCAGCGGGCCCUGCAGGCCUCCGGCGCUUGCGCACUGGUAGCGUAGAGACCCGCGGAACUCCCGCGCUCUCCGGCCACCCCGCACCGCCUGGCUUCAGCCGAGGGCAUGGAGGGAGUCGCCGCGGUGACCGCGGGUAACGAGAGCGCGGGCGGAGCCGAGCGACCCGCGGCAAUGCCGCCCCCGCCUCCCAUCUCCCCGCCCUCCCUCACCCCCGCGCCCGCGCCCGGUGAGGACGGCCCGCUGCCUUUGCCUGAGGCAGGGGCUCCCGGCUGCUCGGGCUCCCGGCCCCCGGAGCUGGAGCCGGAGCGCAGCCUGGGCGGUUUCAGAGGCCACUUCGAGGACGAGGAUGAGGAGCUGGAGGAGGAUGAGGAGCUGGAUGAGGAAGAGGAGGAGGAGGAGGAAGAGAUGAGCCACUUCUCGCUGAGGCUGGAGGGGGGCCGGCCGGACUCGGAGGAUGAGGAGGAGCGCCUGAUUAAUCUUUCUGAGCUGACCCCUUACAUCUUGUGUUCCAUUUGCAAAGGUUACUUAAUAGAUGCAACCACCAUUACAGAAUGUCUUCAUACAUUUUGUAAAAGCUGCAUUGUAAGACAUUUUUACUAUAGCAACCGAUGUCCAAAAUGCAACAUAGUAGUACAUCAGACACAACCUCUUUAUAACAUAAGGUUGGACCGACAGUUACAAGACAUAGUGUACAAAUUAGUGAUCAAUCUAGAGGAAAGAGAAAAAAAGCAAAUGCAUGAUUUCUAUAAAGAAAGAGGUCUAGAAGUACCUAAACCUGCUGUUCCACAGCCAGUACCUUCAAGCAAAGGAAGAUCUAAGAAAGUCCUGGAAUCGGUAUUUCGCAUUCCACCUGAACUUGAUAUGUCUUUAUUACUGGAGUUCAUUGGUGCUAAUGAAGGCACGGGACAUUUUAAGCCUUUGGAAAAGAAGUUUGUCCGAGUUUCAGGAGAAGCAACUAUUGGGCAUGUAGAAAAGUUCCUCAGAAGAAAAAUGGGUCUUGAUCCAGCUUGUCAGGUAGACAUCAUCUGUGGUGAUCACUUGUUGGAGCAGUAUCAAACUCUAAGGGAAAUCCGACGUGCAAUAGGUGAUGCAGCAAUUCAGGAUGGUCUGCUUGUACUUCAUUAUGGUCUUGUAGUUUCUCCUCUGAAAAUAACUUGAUGAUUCUAGGAGUAUUAAUAGGAGAGAAACAAAGCGAGAAAGCUUCUGCAACACUGCAUCUCACCAAAGAGUUCCAUGAAACAUGUCGUUGCUACCACUUCAUGCUGUUUGAAUUAUAACUAAUCUGUUUUCAGCACCAAGAACCAUAGCAUUUAUAAGUACAAUUUGGAAUGAUAGAAUGCAUCUAUUUUACUAUAUAUUGUAUAUAAAAAGCAUCCACAGCUCAGGGAAGAAAUUCCAAAACAUUCAAUUUUUUAAUUCCUUGGAAUUUCAAGUAAUUCGACAUUGAUUUUGCCUCCUUAUCUUUGAGGCAAAUCACUACACUGAGUCAUAUUCCUUUUAAGUUGGUGGUUGGGAUUCUGCUCUCAGGGAUGGCAUCAGUUGGUUAGUCAUCCUUUUGGUAAACAAAUAUGCUUUUGAACUGAAGAUACAAAGCUAGUCUUUGUUAAACUCCAGGUGUGCUCUCAAACACCAAAAUUAUCGGACACUUUGGACUCCCUCACUUGCACGCAAAGACUUCAGUUUUAAACAUUAUUUUGCCUAAAGUUAACAUUAUAAUGCUUUCUAAAACAGGUAUUUUGUAGAACUUAUUUCAAGCAAAAUUUCCGAAAUUGUUACAGAAUUGGCCAAAGAUUGGCAGUUGUUUGUAGAGAAUUUGUGACUUGUGUGUCUCUCUUCUAACAUUUAAAUAAAAUUUAUUUUAACCUAUUUUGAAAUGUUAGCAUUUAUGAAUUUUUAAAAAAUAACCAAAACCCUUUUAGCCUGGGUGUUUGAAUCGAAUUUAAACUUUGCCAUCAAAUAGAUAUUUAAUAAAUGUCUUUAACUUCACUGAUUGUACUAGAUGCUGUUAUUUGACAAUGGAAAGAGUAGUAGCUAUGGAAUUUAUUGCCUCUUAAAGGUUUCUUCUAUAAAUUACUUAAUGUUAUUUUAUUUGUUCUUGUUCCAUGUUAACAUGUUUUUCAGGGGUCCCCAAGACUACCUUCAAGAUCGAUGAUUAGAAGAACUCACAGAACCCAGAAAAACUGUUAUGUUCAUGGUUAUACUUUACAAUGAAAGAAUACUGAUUUAAAUCACCAAAGGGAAAAGGCACAUAGGGCAAAGUACAGGAGAAACCAGGCACCAACUUCAGUUGUCCUCUCCCAGUGAAGUCUCAUGGACAGCCCUUAUUCUCCCAGCAUCAGUGUAUGACAGCAUGUGUAAAGUGUUGCCAAUUAGGGGAGCUUACCUGAGCCUUGGUUUCUGAGGUUUUCAUUGGGAGUCAGUCAUAUAGGCAUACAGCUAACUGCAUGACUGACCUUUAAGUUCUCAGACCCCAGUACCCCCAGAGGUCAAACUGAUAUAGUAUGGCCCUGGGCCUCCAGGGCAUGCAAAAUGGGCAGUUCACCAUAAAUCACAUUGUUAGCAUAAACAAUCUGGUGUGGCCUAAGAACUCAGGUUUACAAAGACAACAGGCAGGAUAUUCCAAGGUCUCAGAGGUUGUCUCCCAGGAGCUAGUCAAGGGCCAGUCCUGAAGACCUUUGGAAUGUGUAGGGUUUAGGCAAUCCAGGCCUGCUAAGUUAAACCUUUUCUGUACAAUAUCCUAUGUCAAAAAUUCAGGAUUUAGAAACUGAGGUAUGUCACCUUACAUAACUAGAUCUUUAGUAGGUACUUAGAAUGUCUCAUUUCUAAUAAGAAAGUUGAUGGAUAAAGAGAAGAGAUGUUAGUUUUUAAAGAUUGUUGUCUUUAAUACCUAGGUAUGGUUAUUUUCACAUACCAAAGUUUUUACCAACUGUUUUAAGGAAGAGAGUUUAUCCCCCCAGAGGAUCUACUGCAGACUUCAAGUAAGCAUUCACCUUCCCCCUAUUUUCCUCGAAUGAGUAUCCCCAUUCACAAUGUAUAGUAACAUGGGAAAAUAUCUUUAAAUAGAAUGUAAAAUAUAAUUAUUUGAUAAACUUAUGCAAAUGAACAAGUUAGAAGUGCCUGAUUGUUGACAUGUGGACAACAAGUUUAAAAUAAAACAGGGGUAGUCUGCUUUCCAGGACCAUAGUCUGUGAUUGUAUACAUGUCUCUAAGAAUCUAAUAAAAGGCAGAUACUGCUAAGUGCUAUAAAAGACACUAAAAGCUCAACCCCCCCCCACCCCCAUUUCUUCCUGGACUUUGACCUCCAAGAAUCCCAAAGAACUAAGUAGAUACCCGGGGUUGUAUCUACCUGGCCUGUUCUUACUACCAGGCAAUAAACUAAGUAAGGAUGCUGACUGAUUGGUUUAUAAAUCUGCAACCACUCCCCAAACCAAUGUGAUCUUGGGCUACAUCAACAGAAAUACGGUUUCAGAUCAAGGGAGUUAAUUCUAAUCUCUACUACAUCUUGUGUUCAGUUCUGGAGAGGGUUUCCAGUAGAGGGCCAUAGGAAGUGGGACAAUGAGGGGAGAACUCUAGAAACCAAAAAACAAGAGUAGAGUUGAGCAACUAUAGAUGAUUAAAUUGGAAAAGAGAAAACUUAUUUGAGGGUGAGAAGUCAAUACAUGAUAACUAUCUUAAAAUAAUCAGAGAGUAAAAGUUUUAUAUGGGAGAUAAGCAUAACCGAGAAUGAACAAAAGUCCUAUCUUGAUUCAUUCAGGUUUCCACAUUUACCUGCUCCCAUUUCACCAUCAAUAAAAUUACACACAGCUUGGACAUGGUUUAGCCUAGCUGCUACCACCAGCAACAUGCAUUUAGUUUAGCUUAAAUAAAGUUAAAUUUUUUUCAAAAAGAAUUUUUACUAGGAACGUUAAGUGGAAACAAAACUAAAUACCCAAAUCUGCACAAAUGUUUAGAAGUAGAGUAUAUAACCUGCAAAUUUCAGAGCCUAACUAAUGGCUAAAGAAAGAUUUGAUUGACAUGGCUUGCAGGUCCCUUUGUUUUUGCCUAAGCGCUAUCUGAGGCGAUAGAUACUAAGCAAAGAUCCCCAGUCGUUUAGUUUGUGGUGGAUGUAGUUCGGCAGAAUGCAUGCUUGGCAUUAGAUACCAAGUCAUUUCCUCUAGCCUCAGGCUUCACCGGUCCACUCCUCUACUUCCACUGCAUUGUUUUGCCCUCCUUAAGUGUCAGAUACAUUCUUCUAUAGUCUCCAACAGUGCCUCCUGUGAGGUCCAAGCUAACAUGGACCUUGCAAACACUCCUUGCCCUUUCCUAAGGUGACUUCACUUUGGAAUUCCUGAAAAUAAUGGCUCAGGCCCAUUUAUUUGUCCUAUUCCAUUUGGUCAAAGUAUAUUCCAUUGUUCAAUCCUCGAUGAAUAUUCUGUAGGAUUACCAGAUCUUAAUUGCUUAUCAGAUACAUGUGCAAUUAAUUUUUAUUCUGGUUUUUUUCCUCUUUAAAAUUCUAAUAGUUAUAACCUCUAUGGUGUAUUUUGUCAUCUUGUAAAACCCCUGGUAAU
This is a messenger RNA of Choloepus didactylus (southern two-toed sloth), 4558 nucleotides long. RefSeq names its product polycomb group ring finger 6 (gene PCGF6). The transcript is spliced from 10 exons. Gene Ontology annotation, cellular component: PRC1 complex. Bases 117 to 1169 code for a protein of 350 amino acids. The record is from RefSeq and is a predicted model, not a curated record. Gene Ontology annotation, biological process: regulation of transcription by RNA polymerase II. NCBI's taxonomy places the organism in Eukaryota, Metazoa, Chordata, Mammalia, Pilosa, Megalonychidae.